CUCAGGCCAACACCGCUCACCUUCCGAAAGAUUGACCGCUGCUCAAGGUUCAGUUUCGGGUUUCGGUAUCGUUACUUACUCAACAGUAUCUCAUCUACUUCUGCCCAAAUAUAUUCCUGAGUUUACUCUCAACCUCCAAGAUCUCAGAAAGAUGCCGCGACUCACGGACGAUACAGAUGAGGAUCACGCCCUCCUCGACGAGGGCCGCCGUCGCGCCAGCCGCAUCCUCCACGGUUUCGUCGACUUUGCCUUUCAAGGAAAUGUGCUCGAGAUUGCCUUUGGUUUGAUUCUGGCGUCCAUGUUUACUGCUCUCGUGACCUCGUUUGUCAGUGACAUCCUGCUGCCGCCGCUGUCGGUGCUGCUACCGAUCCACAAGAACCUCGAGGAGAAGUUUGCCGUUCUGAAACCGGGUCCGCAUCAGUCUGCUGAUGGCGGGUAUAACACGCUGCAGCAGGCGCAGGAUGAUGGGGCCGUGGUCAUGGCUUACGGUUUCUUCUUGAGUCGGCUGCUCAACUUCAUGGGCGUCGGCUUCUCCUUGUACGUGCUGGCCGCAGUUUAUCAGUACUUCUCGCGCGACCCAAUCAUCAAGCGCACAGUCAAGUGCAAGUACUGCCGCAAGAUUAUCAGCGAGAAGGCUCUACGUUGUGUCAACUGCUCGAGCUGGCAGGAUGGCAGGGAGGACCAACCUCAAGCAACUAGUCUGCACCCGCAUUACGUGCCAAAUAUUGCCGAAACUACUCCGUGAUCAUAUGCUAUGCCGUCUUGGCCAAGUCGAGCUCCGGUGGGGUUCAAAGGAUGACAACCAACUAGUCUCCUUGUCGCCAAACUCAGCCCCCCCAAACCAAGAGGUUUGGAGAAGGUGUUCAGGCAUUCAAUAUGGUGGCUUUGCCAGCCGCGGCCUUUUUUUUUCACCAGGAUCAAACACCCGGUUUACCCCUCAAUGGAUCGGACUACAGCUCAACUGGCGCAGCACAACAGAACCAAUGGACUCCCCGUCGACAAACCCCAAGGACCAGUCCCAACAGCCCUACGUCCGAGUUUCCCAGGUCGAUGUCGAUCCGGAUCCGGAUCCGGAUCCCGGUCACGAGAGGAGAGAUGCCCAGUCCAGCUCCGAUGCCGAAAAGGAUCCCCAAGAGGAAGCGG
This is a messenger RNA of Thermothelomyces thermophilus ATCC 42464, 1143 nucleotides long. RefSeq lists its product as uncharacterized. The transcript has 4 exons. Gene Ontology annotation, biological process: intracellular water homeostasis; monoatomic ion transport. Gene Ontology annotation, molecular function: mechanosensitive monoatomic ion channel activity; DNA binding. The coding region runs from base 152 to 745 and encodes 197 amino acids. The record is from RefSeq and is a predicted model, not a curated record. NCBI's taxonomy places the organism in Eukaryota, Fungi, Ascomycota, Sordariomycetes, Sordariales, Chaetomiaceae.